GAUUUUUAACAAAUUUUUUUUAUUUUAUUAUCAUACGUACUAAUGACUCUUAGGUGACUGUUUAGGUGUAUUUCGAAAAGAAUUUUUCUUUCGGAUAUCAUUACCAAAAUGUGUCACGCAGUUAAUGACAAUUCUCACCACGUGUACCUAAUACCAUCAUUAAUAAUAUUUCUAAUAAAAGAUUUUACUGUAAACUCGUGUAUUAUUACUGUUAGAUUAUUUUUCUAAUUAUAUAAAUUUUUUAUAUUGUAUCGUCCAACAGAGUUACCCGAAAUAUAUUUUUACACUAUAGAAACACACACUGUACCUAUAUAACAAGAAGGAAUUGAAGUUUCAAUGUUGUUCGUAGUAUAUUAAAAUCGAUAACCGAUCGAGCCACGAUAAAACACUUAAUUUUUAAUUAUAUCCCCAUUUUGAUCAACGAUGGAAAAAAGUCAGCAGACACGCUAUAUUUUUGUCAUAGAUUAAUGAGAGUUUUGUAUAUACAUUUUUUUAUUUUUUUUUUUUUUCAUUAGCAUCGUCCGCAAGAUAUUUAAAACAAUCAAUGCGGUUCGUAACGCGAAUAAGUUCUUUUGUUCUUCCAAUUGUCGAUUCAUGUCUUAUCGCAGUGUAUUCUAUUAUUUAAAUCAAUAAUAUCAAUAGAUCGUUGACCUCUUGCACAGUUUUCGGCAUGGAAAGGUGGAGAGAAUCCCAGUGGUUGUGCGAUCAAGCGAUUUCCGUGAAUUGAGGCGAAAAAAGAAAAACCAAGAAAUCGGUUGUUAUCCUUAACGACUAUGAGAGUUGAGUGACUUUUGGUGAUUAGUUGCCGUAAAGCACGCAAAAUCCAACACUAUGGGGAUUGGUACUCAGCUUGGACAUUCUUCGGCAUUGUUGUUGCUGUUGACGACAUUGACGUCCGCCCUUUACUUUCCACAAUCGGAUCUGACAUUGAGGAUACCUUAUCUGACUCGCGACGGAGUCCCACCUAAGCUGAACCUCAGUCUUGUCAACCUGAGAACAUUGCGCGAAAAUUCGAGAGCUCCAACGUCGGUGACCUAUCACAUAGAACCAGCAGGGGAAAAGUUUGCAAGUAUCGAUGCCAAAAGUGGAAUUGUCGUACUGCACACAUUACCGAAAUCAGACGCACCGAGUGCAAUUAUCGUUCAGGCGAAGGAGCAAGGAAAUGGCGAAGCUGUUCUUGAAAUUAACCUACAUCCCGUGCCGACGAAUGGACAGAAGAUCAAUUGCAGUGCCUACGUGCAGGACAUGUGUUUCUGGAACGUAUCGAAAUACAGAAUAUACGAGAAUCAGCCUAUUACGUUACUGGGCAGGUUACGCCCCACGGUUUACAAUAGUAUCUGCUCGCACUACAACAUAAGUGUGCACGAACUGUUGAACGGUACGGAAUACUUUCAUACGAUAGAUGAUGUUAUCUACUCGAAUGCCUCACUCGACCGGGACAGUCAGCAUCUACCAGGAGGUCCUGGACCACGUGCGGACGUUAAGGUCCGUUGCGUAGCGUGGGACGGAGAGACUGGGAUUCAAUACGUUGUGGAGAGGAAGCUGAGCAUCGAUAUUCUGGACCAGGAUGACAAUCCACCGAUGAUCCAGACGGAAAAUAACGUUGAGAUUCGUCUCGGAGAUUUCACGGCUGGUGACAGACUCGACAAUUAUGAACUUAUGGUGACGGAUGCUGAUGCCAUAACGAGUAAUCAGUAUACCGUUGAAUUAUUGGAGGAUGUUCAUAACGCCUUGAAUAUCACUUACAACAUACUUCAGGUUGACAAUCCAAAGGAACCGGAAGCUCCAGACUCGUCGGUCAUUUUAACAAGAAUAUACGCCAGGACCACUCUGCUACCUAAAUCACCGUACAAGGUCAUUCUACAGUUGAGGGACGAAACUCUUUUGCCCGGCUACGGAGAGAAAUCGGUAAACAUAAGUCUCUCAUUCGUUGGACCGCAGCAUCACAGGACUACGUCGACGACGGCUGUACCAUUAAGAAAACCCAUAUACUUCCCAUCCAACGUCAAGAUCGCCCGUGUCUCGUCUCUGUACUCUCGAGUGGCUCAGCCAAACAGUAAACCACAUUCGGGGAUAUCGUUUGCUUUGCGCGGAUCGGAUGCCUUCAAUAUCACUAGAGAAGGUGGGAUUGUUUAUGUUGCUAAUACGACGAUGCUGCGAGAAUCUAAUUCUAGUGUGACAUUAAAAAUUCAAUGGAGCUUACGAAACGUUGCUGUAUCCUCUACAAACCUAUUGGUGACACUUGUCGAUGUGACACGGCUGAGCAAUGAUUCUUGUAAUUCGAAUAAAUCGAUCAAUCGAUCGUGCGCUAACGCGGAAUCCAGGCGCGAGUGCGAGAGUAGCUGCGGAUUGGCAAGUGGGACUUUCAGAAAAGACAAAUAUGCCAGCGAGUGUGUUUGGAGAGUAAACAGUGCCAACAACCCACCUGCGAUGUCUGAACGAUAUGAGACGUGCUCACCAGACCUGACCUAUUGUCCGGAUCACGAGUGCGAUCAUCUGGAACGGUUGGAUUUUCGUAUCUGCCCUCAGGAUUGCAUAAUCGAAUCGGAAGUUCAUUUCGGUGAAACGAACAGAGAUGGACGCGGCAUACGAAGCGGUCUGGGGAUAUGUUCGUGCGACGAUAUGAUACGGUGCACCUGCGCCCCGGAAUCGGUAAGAAAAAGAACCGGCGGAGGCGGCGGUGGCAACGGCGUCGGUAAAGAAGGACAUACAAAAUUGAGGAAGGAUCGCGAGAAGUAUAAUUUAUUGCCAGGACCACACAAGGUAACCAGCAGCCCCUGCGGUCCCACUUGUAUGAUCGGCGUAAUAGCUGGUAGUUUUUUCGUUCUGAUUGUCAUCGUCAGCACGUUCGUAACGUGGAGAUACAGAAUGGUGGCAAAGGUGAUGCGUCGUGAAUGCAAACACAGAACGGAGGGUGGAACAAACGGCUUGGGAAUUCUACCCUCGGAUUACGUGGAUCGUGGAGAUGGACUUCUGAUUGGUCCCGAUUCUCUCACGGCGGUCAAUCGUACCCUGCUUCUACCAAAAUCGUGUCCGCCUGAUCCUAAGUGGGAAUUUCCAAGAUCAAGGUUAACGAUAGAGCAGGUCCUGGGCGAGGGUGAAUUUGGACGUGUUUUAAGAGCCAAGGCAAUAAACAUUGGCGACUGGUCUGGACCUACUACGGUCGCUGUCAAAACACUUAAGGAAGGUGCCUGCGCCUCGGAACUUUCUGAUCUCUUGUCGGAGUAUCAACUGUUGAAGGAGGCCCAGCAUCCCAAUGUCAUACGACUUUUGGGCGCGUGCACGUCGCCCGGUGGACCAAUUUAUCUUAUUAUUGAAUUCGCUGAAUUUGGAUCGUUAAGAAAUUAUUUGAGACGCAGUCGCCAUCUGGAGUCGGAAGGCAGAACACCGUGCUCGACGUCAUUGCUCUCUGCGUCGCCUUGCAACAUACGCGAAGAAAUUCAAGCCAUCGAAAUUUCGGCAAAUUAUGGAAUAACACCACGUGACAUCCUCUCGUUUGCCUGGCAAAUAAGCAAAGGGAUGGCCUAUCUUGCAGACAUAAAGUUGGUACACCGAGAUCUAGCGGCAAGGAACGUUCUUCUGGCAACUGGAAAAGUUUGCAAGAUUUCCGAUUUUGGAUUAACGCGUGACGUCUACGAGGACGACGCCUACCUUAAGAGGAGCAAGGGACGAGUGCCGGUAAAGUGGAUGGCGCCUGAAUCCCUUGCGGAUCACGUCUACACUAGCAAGUCAGACGUUUGGAGCUUUGGGGUACUUCUAUGGGAAUUAGUAACAUUAGGAGCAUCGCCGUAUCCCGGAGUGGACGUUCACAAUUUGUACAACUUGCUAAAGGCUGGUUACAGGAUGGAGAAGCCGGCCAAUUGUUCCUACCAACUGUAUAAACUGAUGAUCUCAUGCUGGCACGAGGAACCAGGAAUGAGACCAUCUUUCAAGGAACUCACCUGCCACUGGGAAAGGAUGCUGGAGGAUGGCGUUGAGUAUCUUGACCUUAAUCCUAGAACCGUUCACAAUCAGGCGUAUUUUGCAUCUCUGCAUGCACUUGACAGUCCUACAAAUUCAGGAAGUGACGACACGAGUUAUGGGAAUAUUAAUAUCCUGAAAACGGAUGCUGUCAACUACCUGAGAAAACCUUCGGCCGAACCUGUCAGAAAGUGUGAUAAUAUUGACAAACUUCACGCACUUUGGCAACAGCCAAUAGCGUCCUUCCCAGAAGAACCACUGAAGCCGCCAUACGUUAAUGAGCAGCCAGCUAAUUCAAAUGUUAAUCAUUAUGAAAGUCCUAUCAAACUGAGAAAUCCCAGUGUGACCAGCGACAAUGAAAAUAAUUUGAAGACACCGCCCAACGAGAGGCCACAGUCUUACAUUGACAUGGAGGGUAACAAGAAGCCAAAGGAACAAGAUUUAUUGUUGUUCAAUAACAUUGACAAAAAAAUAGAAAAUGACGUAAUGUCUAAUGGAGCUGCUAUGUAAAUUAUAAGAUGCAAAAAGAGGGGAAAAACGCAGUAUCGCUAACAGAGAAUCCUAGUCAAUGACAUAUGAAGAAUAUAAUGUGAUGUUCAGUGUGAACUAACUUUUAAGUCUCGCGGAUGACGUUCACUUUGAAAUUUUCUUCUCAAUUACAUGAAAAUUUGUUUCUUCGCCGAUAUUUGGACGAUAUUGAAACGUAUUCUUGCUUUGGAAGAAAAUAUAGUCGCAACGGAAUAAGUGUGAACGGCGUAUUUGCAACGACGCUAUCGAUGUGUGAUAAGUGUACUGCAAUGAACUUAUUAUAACCGAAAUAGAUUUUUUAUGACCAAAGAACGCGGAUAGUUGCUAUUUACUGUCUUGCGCGAAUACCAAAAAAAGGAACAGGAAAAUUGUUAGUCGUAUAAAAUAAGAAAAUACCUUAUUCAUAUUUUUAUGUAUAAAAUAUCGUUAUGUACUUAAGUAGUCAGAUUAGCAUGAUAAAAACAACGUACUUGUCAGUCGUAUACAGUGUAACGUUUAAGAAUGUUUAAGAAUUAUGCAUUAGUUACGUGUACAAUUUUACUAAGAACAAACUCAUUUUAAUUGUUACUAUUUUCCGAAUAAGUUCCAUUGACACAUUGUGUGUGACCUGACGUCCCGGCGUUUGGCGAAUUUUGAAUUUUUUGGUAUGAUCUACGGUGAAACUUGCAUUAUAUUCUAUUCGGCUUUCUUCCCACUUAUCGAUGCAUCUACGUUUUUUUUUGUCUCAACGAGAGAUCCUAAUUUAUUUUUCCUAUUGAACAAGGUUUAGUUUGCGAAAUUCGUAAUUACGAAUGUUUAAGUGAAGCUAAUGAAAAAAAAAAAAAAAAAAAAAAAAA
Molecule: messenger RNA, 5324 nt
Organism: Cephus cinctus (wheat stem sawfly)
Lineage: Eukaryota; Metazoa; Arthropoda; Insecta; Hymenoptera; Cephidae
Gene: Ret
Product: proto-oncogene tyrosine-protein kinase receptor Ret
Exons: 19
Coding region: 832-4470 (1212 amino acids)
Biological process (GO): multicellular organism development; protein phosphorylation; positive regulation of kinase activity
Cellular component (GO): signaling receptor complex; axon
Molecular function (GO): transmembrane receptor protein tyrosine kinase activity; ATP binding
Source: RefSeq, a predicted model, not a curated record